Messenger RNA from Epithele typhae, 819 nucleotides. RefSeq lists its product as uncharacterized. Lineage: Eukaryota; Fungi; Basidiomycota; Agaricomycetes; Polyporales; Epitheliaceae. Bases 1 to 819 code for a protein of 272 amino acids. The record is from RefSeq and is a predicted model, not a curated record. The transcript has 4 exons.
AUGUCAUCCCUCACGCAACAUCGCAACCAUGCCGUUCUUGCUACCGCCGCCAUUGCUGUGACCCACGGGUCACUUCUGGCCGCCGCCUUCCCCGUCGACGGAACUCGAUUUUACCCUAAUCCGAAGCCGCAGAAUCGCGCUGAUUCCAUGGUCCAACUGGACGACACUGCACCUUGGUCUCGAUCUGAUGAGAUUCAUGAACCUCGAUAUUCUUGGGGACUGGAGGGCUUGUCGAAUGCGGACCAGCCAACCCCUUCCGCAUCCUCUUCUCACGCACCGGAAAGCAUGUCCCUUGUCGCGCCAACGCCUAUCAAAGAUAAUGUACAGAUCCACGAUGUCUCCGCACCCAGUCCUACUUCAUCAGAACCUUGUCACCUUGAGGAAUCCUGGGUCGUCCGCGUAUUCCCGAUAGCCACUUUGACGUUGAUAUCGGUGGUACUCGUCACCCUUGUCAUCUAUGUCGUCUACUUCUUCGCGUUCCGCUGGAGAUUUCGGCGUCUGCAAUCGCCGGUCAAAGUGUCGACUCCGUCGAUGACAUCGCUGCGACCUCUCACCAUUGCCACCGAUACGGAUCGCGAUACCAGGUAUCUCAGUCCCAAGCGAUCCGCCCACACUCUGCGGUCAAACGCCGAGGAUCCGUACCCACACACGCCUACGCAGUCCACCCUCUGCGCACCUCUGACACCCUUGCCCAAGUAUACCCCGCCGCCUUCUCUCGCACCUCCCUCCGCGAGCUCUGCGCAUACUACCUUUUCGGAGACUUCUUCAGUUGUCGGGGAGCGCCCGAAGCAGCUUAGCUUCCUUCCUUUUGAUGAGUAG